AAUAUAUUGAAUAUCAAGCGGCAGAUGUGUUAUUCACAGGAUAGAUUGUCUAAAAUAUACUGGGCUUAUGUGUAUAACUGGCCAUCAAAUUAACUUCACUUUCGAAGCUAUCAAACCUGCUAGUAUCUCACGCGAGCGGGCCUACAGUAUCAACAAACCCUAGCGAUCAGCCAACGUGACAGGCGGGGCAAUCGUCGUACUGUACAUAUAAAUAAACCUUCAUUCCUCACGCACAGCAAAUCUCCAUGAAAUACGCAGCUGGGCUAUCCUCUUGAAAAUAACAGUUUUGCAAAAAGUGGCCAUCCAUCUACCGAAUCAGCACUUAAUUCGCGUCUGAAGUGACCCCGCCUCUGUAUACCUGACGACGGGCAUCUCCGAUCCAGCCUCGCAUAUCACGUUUCCAACUUCCAAUAUAAGGAAGAAAGCCCAAGUCACUCAAAAUACCGCACGGAUAUCUAUUAUAUGAUGGCAUCCAACAAGGAGUCCCUGCAAACCAUUCACACAGAAGCUGUAGGGCCAGACUACGUAUCCAAAAACCACAAACCGGAGGCUACGGUCUCCACCGCCGUCUCGUUCCCAAAUGUCCAUGUCCUCGCCCAGACGCCGCAGUUGAUUGCACUGCUGACGAUGAUCAGAGAUGUCAACACAGACCGAGCUGACUUCAUCUUCUACUCCAACCGCAUCAUCCGCCUGCUGGUGGAGGAGAGCUUGAACCAUCUUCCCGUCAUUGCGCAUGAGAUCAACACGCCUGUUGGACGGAGCUAUGCCGGGGUGAUGUUCCAGGGGAAGAUCUGCGGUGUGUCGAUUAUGCGGGCUGGCGAGGCCAUGGAGCAGGGCUUGCGGGAUUGCUGCCGCUCAGUGCGCAUUGGCAAGAUCCUGAUCCAGCGGGACGAGGAGACGUGCAUGCCGAAGCUUUUCUAUGAUAAGCUGCCGGAAGACAUCAGUGAUCGAUGGGUGCUUCUCUUGGAUCCUAUGUUCGCAACAGGGGGCUCUGCAACGAUGGCUGUAGAUGUUCUCAAGUCCAGGGGCGUCCCGGAAGACCGCAUCUUAUUCGUUAACCUAAUUGCGAGCCCGGAAGGGAUCAAUGUCUUUGCAAAGAAAUUCCCCAAGCUCAGGGUCGUUACGGCAUUCAUAGACCAGGGAUUGGACGAGAAGAACUAUAUUGUCCCCGGCCUGGGAGAUUUCGGGGAUCGGUUCUAUACGCUUUAAUGUCGCCGAUGAACAUGGGAGAAGAACCGCUUUGUUGGUUACUGAGAGGGGACAGUCACAGAUUCCGGCUGAUGGGGAGAAUAUAUAUAUCAAUUGUCAACGAAAGGCCAGUGCCAGGGAUUGUACAGCCAUCAAUUCGUUGUAGAUUGCUCUUCCUAAUCAAAUUAAGAUAUCCUCGGGUCGACGAGAGCAACCCGAGAAGCCUAUCGAAAUACAGUAAAAUGAAGGCGAAAGUCUUAAAGCUAG
Molecule: messenger RNA, 1455 nt
Organism: Pseudogymnoascus verrucosus
Lineage: Eukaryota; Fungi; Ascomycota; Leotiomycetes; Thelebolales; Thelebolaceae
Gene: FUR1
Product: UPRTase
Exons: 5
Coding region: 463-1209 (248 amino acids)
Source: RefSeq, a predicted model, not a curated record